Messenger RNA from Rhineura floridana, 6441 nucleotides. It is a transcript of the gene BEND7, whose product is annotated as BEN domain containing 7. The record is from RefSeq and is a predicted model, not a curated record. Lineage: Eukaryota; Metazoa; Chordata; Lepidosauria; Squamata; Rhineuridae. Gene Ontology annotation, molecular function: DNA binding. Bases 807 to 2081 code for a protein of 424 amino acids. The transcript is spliced from 9 exons.
UGUUCACCCCUUCUGCCCCUCCAUUCCUCUUCUUCCAAUAGCCAAGACUCUGAGACACCCACACGCCCCCUUCCAGACUGCACACGCGGGAGGGAAGUAAAGUGAGCAAACAAGCAGCCGUGCUGCCGCCUCCUCCAUUAGCAAAGAUGACACUGAGCUCUCCGUCCUCCUCCCCCUCGUCACCCUCCUCCCCCUUGGGGCCCGUAGCCUCCGUCGCGUCCUCGGGGUGGCGUGGGGUUCCAAGCCGGCCUCGGGGUGGCGGCCUGCGGGCCAAGCUCCCAGCGCCGCUACGGGGCGGGUUGUGGUGCGCUGCACGCAGGCUUCCCCCAGCAGGUGGCACCGGGAUCCCAGGCGCCGCCGCCGCUUAGUCAGUGCCACACGCGAGCCAUUGCUUUGCCUCCUUCUCUUCCCCCUCCUCCUCCUCCUUUCUCCCUAUACGCGCACCCUUGCUUGAUUUCCUUGCUCCAGCCGGCAAAGCGUUCACCUCUUCCUUCUUCUACCAGGAGGCCCGGGAGAGGAGGGGAACCGCAGCGCCCCUUCAAAGUUUAGAACUGAAUGUGGGGGAAAGCCUGGACCCGAGGUGGGGGCAACUCUGGAGCUAACUUGUUCCACUUCCUUUCUUUUUCUUUCUCUGCACUUGGAACUGAAAUAAUCCAGUUCCAGUUUUAUUUUUGCUGAUUGAAGAGACGGACCUUGGUCUUCCUUGCUUGGGUGACUGCUGUACCCAGCCCUCUCCCCCCCCUCCCGGUCUCAUCCCAUUUGAUUUCUCCUUCCUUUCUUCCUCCUUCCUCCCUCUUGCUCACACUAUGGAGUUUACUGAGAGGAAAAGAAGCAGGAAAUCCCAAAGCUUUAAACUGAUAAAUCAAGAUUAUCAUCAUGAGGCAUACAAGAUCUCUGACUACAGUAAUGAUGUUAAUGGGGAGGCCAAAGAAGUGCAACCAUUUUAUUUAGGAGAUGAAAGCCGGGAAAUUAAAAAACAAAUUACAGGGAUGAGAAGAUUACUGAAUGACAGCACUGGAAGAAUAUAUCAGCGAGUUGGCAAGGAAGGAGAAAAACUGAAGGAAGAACCCCAGGACUUAGAUUUGGCGUGGGCUCAGCGUCUGAAUCCCCCUGCAGAAACACAGGCAAAUCUCCAUCCAUCUCAGGGUGGUACUUGGAAUGAAUUGUCUCCCCAAACUAGCCAGUAUUCAGGGCAAUAUGGAACUCGGUCAAAAACCUUCCAAAAUCAAGCAAGAACCAUAGGUUCAAAUGGAGAAGUUCCACCGGCUAAUACCUCCUCUGGCUCAGAUUGUUGUACUUGUAAUUGCCAACCGGCAUUGCAAGCCAUUCUUCAAGAGCUUAAGACCAUGAGAAAGAUAAUGCAGAUCCAAGCAGUUGCUGCUCAGAACAGACAACAGCCUCCAGUACCUUUGAUUUGUGCACAGAAAUCAACACUGUCAAGAAAGAGAAAUAAAAAGAAAAAAAUGUCCCCAAAGACUAGUGAACCUCUUACUGUGAAUAAAAAGCCUGGCACUGUAGAAAGUGGAAAAAAGCUACUAGCAAACUCUGGAAGGUCUAGUGUGGAAGCUGCUGAAUCCUCCUCAAAAUUGGAGUCGCAAGUUUCAGGAUUUGGCAUCAUCCUCGAAUCUUCAUCUUCAGAUCCAGAAGUGCAACUUGCUGAAGGCUUUGACGUCUUUAUGUCUAAAUCACAACUGGACUCUAUAUUAGUGAAUUACACACGUUCAGGAAGCCUGCUGUUUCGAAAGUUGGUGUGUGCGUUUUUUGAUGACAAGACCUUGGCCAACUCUUUACCCAAUGGCAAAAGGAAAAGAGGUCUCAAUGACAACCGAAAAGGACUAGACCAAAAUAUUGUGGGUGCAAUAAAAGUGUUCACAGAAAAAUACUGCACUGCGAAUCAUGUGGAUAAACUACCUGGCCCAAGAGACUGGGUACAGAUUCUGCAGGAUCAAAUCAAACUGGCAAGAAGACGGUUAAAAAGAGGCUCAGUAGAGACAACUGACUGUGAUGAGAAACUGGACCUUUCUCUACUACAAACAGGUAACCUCUUUGAAACCACACAUUCUGUGCCAGUGUUUCAUUAGCAGAUCCAGACAACUUUACAUUUGAGCAGGAUACCAGCGAUGUUUUCAGACUACUUCAGUAUCUAUGUUCUCUGUCAUGGCCUCAGACUUUUUUCAUGCUUUUGUUAGAUAGGAUAACAAAGCCACAAAAUUACUUGUUUUCUUUUUAUUUUGAUCAGAAUAGACUUGUUCAGCAGCAAGGACAUAGUGCAAUUAAUCCGAUAACCACUGUAAUAGAACAAAUUUUGCCUUUAUGAUUGCAUUUCCCCACAUAAAUAUAUGCAUGCUGGCUGUUUCCUCCAUCUUCAGUUAAACAGAGAAAAAUAAAGUUAGACCUCUCUCUUGGGAGAGAGCUCUGAAGAACCCCAUUUUAUAUUGGCUUCUUGGUAGAAAUCAGAGGACCAAAACUCUACAAAGUAAAUGAAUCAUUAUCAUCUGCUCUGGAGACACUUCCCCUCUCUUUUCUUAGUCUAUGAUUUUUCUCCAUGGGUAAAGAUGGUAAAUUGUUAAAUAUUCUUCUCUGAAUAAGAUACAAUAUUAGUGUAUUUGACCAUACGAACCCCACUAAUUGAUGCUAAUAUAUGGCCAGAUGUUUUAGUCCAGAACAAGUAUUGGUGAACGUGAAAUGAAUUGUUAUUGAUCUUUUAUUUUUGCAGACUACUUGUUAUAAGAGCCCCCUCACCGCUCUCCCUCCCCACCCCAUCCCCCUGAUUUCAAGUCUGGCAGCAGUCUUUGUCGUUCCAAAAAAAGUUAUUUCAAAAAUUAUUGCUGUCACUAGUCUCUACAGCACUUUGAUGUACUCAGCUUUUUUGGUGGUACUGAAUAUACCAUGCCAAUUUGGGGGGGGGGGUGUUUUACAAAUGCUCAUGCCUAAUUCCUCAAGGUCCUGUUGGACAGUCCAUUGAAGACAGGAAAAUGAGUGACAAGGAAGUGCAUAUGAAUGUGUAUCCUAGUCUUCUCUGCCCCUGAGAAUUUGUCCAGCAUCUCAACUCAGUCAGAGGAACAGAAGUUUAUCGCACUUUCCUCCUGACCUAGAUGGGUUCACAAGCUUGCUCAUCUAAGGAUAAUUCUUAGUAGAGGGAAUGGGUGUACGUGUUCCUUCUCACUGCACUCACAAGAUAUUGUGCUCUGUAGCUACAUGUAGGCUUGAUUUUCACAAAUCUGUAUGCUUUUAAUGAGGGGGAAGGAGUGUGAAGGUUGAGCCUCCACACCUUCAGGCCUAUGUAUGAAGUGAAAAUACUCCCACAGUUACUAUGUGUAGAAUGUAUGCAUUAACACUGUCACCUAGCAGGUGUGUGAACCUGCUCAUAUUAUUUUCCAGUUCCAUUUUUCUUCCUGUGAGUAUUGUAGGCCAAGGAGAAAAGGGAGUUGGCUAUCCUGGCCCAGAAUUUGCACAUUAUUCCCCUUUCCCCAAAUUUCCCACACCAGAUCUGUUGUUUGCAGAUAUAAAUUGAGGACCAAACAGCUUCUUGGUCAAGCUCCACACUCUGCAUUGUAAUACUUAUCUCAGAUAUCUUGAGAAUUAUUUGUGCCCUGGACUGGGGGAUGAUGCUAGGAAAGGUCAGUAUACAAAGAUAUACACCAUAGAACACCUUUUUACAAAAUAACUUUUUCCAAAAUAACUUUUUCCAAACAAAUAAAUGAUUUUUUUCUAUUUUACCUUAUGAAAUAAGGUGCCAGUUAAAUAAUCUUUUUAUUAAACUAUUUCCAAAACAUAUAUAUUUGUCACCAUUGUGUCUUGAUCUCCUUAUCUCAUCUCUUAGAGUUGAAACUAAUGCAAGUGUUCAUUGUCCCCAAUAUUUUUGGUUUAUAUUUCUGCUUUCAAAAGGAAACUUUGACAUGGGUGUUCAUAAAUUUAUACACUGGUCUUUAAGGUUAUUAACCACAAAAGCCCAUAAAUACCAUUUGAAGAUCAAUUUAUGUAUUCUUAUUACCUUUUAAAGCAUCAGACUUCUGUCCUUAACUUUGUGUGUGAAGGAACCAUCGUCAUACAUCUAAUGAAGGAUUAAUAAAUACUACAUACAUAAUAAUUUCAUGGAUAGUCAUCUAAGCACACGAAAAGAUACUCUAGAUGCUUAAAAAAACUAUUAUGCUUUUCAACUCAGGCUGAAUGACUACUUCUACCGCAGUUUAACACUUUUGUGGAAUUUAAUGUGACUAAUUUAUUAUUGAAAUGACAAGAUAAACCUGACUAGCACUGCAGUCUUUAAAAAUUACAUUUCCUCCUUAGAGAUGGAGAGGACUUGGAGACUGGUGGGACUGCUCCCCAUGAAUGGUACAACUGUAUCUCCCCAGUAAAUCUACAAAUAAGGCAUACAUAUUGUAACAGUUAACCAACAAUCAGCGUUCUUUUCAUAAAUCUUAAAAACAAUUGUAUUUGUGUCUACUUAACUGUGACCUACUGUUCAAACAUUUUUUCAGAAGUCUUUUUAUAGUUUUUUUUAGGAAAAUCAUUCCAUAUUUAGGUAAAAAAAAGUGUCUCAAUCUUAUGUAUAUAAGUUUUAUUAAUAUGUACAUAUUUAGCUAUUUUUUAAAUUACUAUGUUCUUAAUAAAACCAACGAGGGACUAGUUGUGAAUUAGUGCAUAAGAUUGUGUUGUGUUAUCAAUCUCUGGGAAUCUGUCAAGUUCAGAAAAAAACACAAUAAAUUUACUCUAAUUCAACGUGAGUGUGUGUGCGUACGUGCGUGUGCACAUAUGUUCUUUUUAGACAUAGUUCAGAAAAGAUAACAAUACAAGCUAAUUUGUCUAAAUAGCCUGAACCACAUUUGAAUAAUCAGACGUGCCCAAUCCAAGAAAUACUCUGGCAGCCACCAAGCAGUGACUGCAGUUUCCCUUCAGUGAUAACCAAUGAAGAAAACAAGAACCCAGUCCUUUGCAAAUGAAAUCAGUAGAAAUAAAGGAGAGUAUAAAAGUACCUUCAGACACACAAGGACUCGAGCCUGCAAAAGGUCUUGAACUGAUGGCCAGGGUGGUGUCAGCCAGGGAUUCAACCUAUGUGCCAUACCCAGCUCUGGUAGAAAGAAGAAACUGUAGAGAGAGAAGCCAAGAAAGUGAGUGAGUCAGAUGAUACUCCUUACUUAUAUUUUUAAAAAAUCUGGUUGGUUGGUUUGUUUGAGCAAUUAGGAAAAUAUCUCUUGCUUGUUUCAGACUGUUGCUUUGCUCCCCUUGUUCCUCAAUCUACCAUCAGCUGUACAGGAACAGUGUUAACACACAUUUGAAAAGUUUCAAAAUAGUUUUGGCUAUUGUUGCAGCAAACACUAUUCUUUUAUAAAAAUAUAAUAGUUGGGACUACUUUAAGAAAAAAUCAGAAGAAUGGGCGAGCUUUUAAGAAGAGGAGUAGAGUGACAAAAUCACAGUUCUUGCAAGAGAUAUUUUUUAUUAUUUACAUACUUUUGGUAAACAUACUACAAAAGUAACAUUCAAAUUGGUGCUCCUGCACAAAACUUACAAGAGCCUGUAUUAUCACUGUAGUAGAAAAGCAACAAUCUUUUAACACAUCAGCUGCCUUAUUUAACUCAAUUUAUUAUACUGAGAUUGCAAUGCAGUAAGCAAGCCCUGUUGGAAUCAGUGGCUCUUGCAUGUCAAUAAGCAUGCAUGGGACUGUGUAAAAGUAGUAUAUAACGUUUCUCACAUGCUUACAGAAGAGGUAAUAUAUUACAGGAGUUCCUAAGCAUUUAAAAGUGUAUUUGCACAGAAAUGAAGAACAAGUUAAGACCAAAUUAAGAUUUCACCAACUGUAGAGAGACUAAACGUUCUCUGCUAUCAAAAAUUGAACAUUAAAUGCUAAUAUGAGACUUUUGUUUAUGUGUUUUUAAUAUUAUUUGAGGGUUUGCCAUCAAAAUAUAACCAAAGCAUUUCAGGGAAUACUCAGAUGGCCAAGGAAAUUUGUUGCAAACGUAUGGUGUGUUAUGAUCCCACGAAAGAAACAAUACAGUACAUGGCUGUAACAAAUAUUUGUGCAAGAAAUAAGAUGUUCAGGGUGAUCCUAAGUAUGGUUAUGCAGAAGUUUACUGAGUUAAAUGGAAUGUCCUCCUUAGAAAUGGGUUCAGGAUUUCAAUAUGUGUGUGUGUUAAGGUAAGAUCAUAAUACAAUCUAUAUGUUAAACUAAAUGUUAUUAAAUGCCCAUCUUCUACAAUCUGAACAAUUUAAAGAUAUAUGGAAUGCAUGUUUCCUCUACCUAUGCCUUUUCAGAUAUUACAAUAAACGAAUGGCUUGAUAAUUGUAGUAAAGUGUAUCCAGAACUUUCUGGUUGUUCAGGAGUUAAUGGUGUUUCAGAAGCAGCAUCUGUUUGUGUUCUGCUAUGAUGGGGGCUUUCUGUUGUGAUGCUCACUCACUGGGAUUAACUGUAUCCUACCAAAUAAACAUUGCUUUUGUUCUUCA